Molecule: messenger RNA, 3198 nt
Organism: Hordeum vulgare subsp. vulgare (domesticated barley)
Lineage: Eukaryota; Viridiplantae; Streptophyta; Magnoliopsida; Poales; Poaceae
Product: probable inactive leucine-rich repeat receptor-like protein kinase At3g03770
Exons: 8
Coding region: 497-2872 (791 amino acids)
Biological process (GO): protein phosphorylation
Cellular component (GO): membrane
Molecular function (GO): protein binding; protein kinase activity; ATP binding
Source: RefSeq, a predicted model, not a curated record
CGGAAACCGGUAGAGACCAAAAUCUGAUCCCAAGAAAGCAAGCAAGGAUUAUACUAGUAGCCUAGCCGGUACUGUAUAUAUAAACAGACAAGAGGUAGAUGGUGGGAGAGAGGGGGAAAAGGAUAGCGCCGGACUGAUGCUUGCUGUCGUCCGUUGCCUGCCCCAGCCUUCCAGCUCAGGCACCACCUGUCCGUUGCUCCGGGUUCCCGGUUCCCUCGCGCCUCCGCCGCGCCCCCGUGAACGGUACCAAUCUCCACCGCAUGCAGCAGCUACAAGUUGCUGCACCAGUACCAUAGCUCACAGGACAACCCACUCACUCACUCACUCACUCGCACCAGGAGCAUCAACGUGUAUCGUGGGUGUAUGCAUGCAUGACAGCCAAAACGCAAUAAGAAACACAGAGUUCAUCAGUGAUCUACUACAGCAGAAGUUGCUGCUGCUGCUGCUUCAGUGACUGCAGAGUUCUUGCCGAUCGAAGGAAUCGUCUUCGCCGGCAAUGGCGGCAACUGGUGCGAGCCGUCUGCUGGCGUUGGUCUUCUUGGCGGUGCUGCUCCCGGGGGGCGCGCCGCUGCUGCAGGCGUCCCAGACGUGGACUCUGCUCAAGGUGCAGCAGCUGCUGGGCCGGCCGCCGGUGCUCCGGCACUGGCGCCGCACCACCGACUUCUGCGCCGGCGCCGGCACCGUCGCCCCCUCCGCCUCCGUCGUCUGCUACGGGGACACCGUCACGCAGCUCCACGUCGUCGGGGACGCGGGCGGCGCGCCGCCGCUCCCGCUCAACUUUUCGCUUGGCGCACUGGUCACCACGCUGUCCAGGCUCCCCGACCUCAAGGUGCUCACGCUCUCCGGCCUCGGCCUCUGGGGCCCCUUGCCGGGGAAGCUGGAGCGGCUCGCCGGGCUGGAGAUCGUCAACAUGAGCCGCAACUACCUCUACGGGCCCAUCCCGAGGGGCCUCUCGCGGCUGCAGGGCCUGCAGACGCUCAUCCUCGACGACAACAUGAUCGGCGGCGAGGUGCCGGGCUGGAUCGGCACCGCGCUGCCUGCUUUGGCCGUGCUCAGCCUGCGGAACAACUCGCUGGCCGGCGCCGUGCCGGAGUCGCUCGGGAGGACGCCGUCGCUGCGGUCGCUCGUGCUCGCCUCCAACAACCUCUCCGGGAACCUCCCUGACAUGCGCGGCCUGGCGAGCCUCCAGGUGCUCGACGUCGGCGGCAACUCGCUCGGGCCGGCGUUCCCGCGGCUCGGGAGGAAGGUGGCAUCGGUGGUGCUGAGCCGGAACAAGUUCACCGGGGGCCUGCCCGCCGCCGAGCUGACCUCCUUCUACCUGCUGGAGCAUCUGGACGUGUCGCAGAACCGGUUCGUCGGGCCAUUCCCGCCGGCGCUGCUGUCGCUGCCGUCGCUCCAGUACCUGAGCAUCGCCGGGAACAGGUUCACCGGGGCGCUGUCCGACAAGGUGCCCUGCGGCGACAACCUCCGGCUGGUCGACCUGUCGUCGAACCUCCUGAUGGGGAGCGUGCCAGCCUGCUUGAGGCCAGGCGGGAAGCCGGCGACGGUGGUGCUCUCGUCGGAGAACUGUCUGGACAGAGGCGACGGUUCGCAGCACCCGUCGCCGUUCUGUCAGAACCAGGCACUGGCCGUGGGGAUAGUUCCUCGUCACAAUGAAAAGAAGAAAGUUAGCCGGCACGCGGGCUUCAUCGCCGGCAUCGUGAUGGCGGUCGUCGUCGCUGUCUCGCUCUUCGGCGCCAUGGCCUUCUUCGCCGUCAGGAAGAUGACCAUGGAAGGGGGGAAGACGAGACCCUCGGCGACAUUGAUGGAGGACCAUACUUCCACUUCGAGUGCCUACCCUUCCAAGCUGUUCGCCGAUGCACGUUACAUAUCACAGACAGUGAAGCUAGGAGCAUUGGGGAUCCCACCAUAUAGAUCAUUCUCUUUGGUCGAACUCGAGGCGGCGACGAACAACUUCGCAAACUCUUGCCUGCUCGGGCAAGAUUCUUAUGGCGAGAUGUAUCUGGGGAAGCUAAGCAAUGGUGCCGCAGUGACAAUCAGGAGCCUCAAGGUGAAGAGGAACCAGAGCUCCCAAAGCUUCAACCGCCACAUCGAAACGAUAUCUAGGCUCAGGCAUCGGCACUUGGUCAGCGCUCUAGGGCACUGCUUUGAAUACGAUCUCGACGACUCCACCGUAACCCAACUCUACCUCGUGUUCGAGUACGUGCAAAAUGGGAACCUGAGGAGCAGGAUUUCGCAAGGAACUGAAGGGCGGAAGCUUACCUGGGGGCAGAGGAUAUCGGCCGCCAUCGGUGUCGCCAAGGGCAUCCAGUUCUUGCAUGGAGGGAUCAUACCCGGUCUAUUCGGGAACAAUUUGAGGAUCAGCAACAUUCUUCUAGACCAGAACCAUGUCGCCAAAAUAGGCAGCUACAAUAUCCCAAUCCUAGGAGAGGCUGCAAAACCUGAGGGAGGGGCUGGAAGCAGACACCAAACUGAUAGCACGAUGCUCAGCGACAAGAUCGACAUAUUCGAUUUCGGAGUGAUCCUGCUCGAGCUUGUGUCUGGGAAGCCGAUCACAUCGAUAUAUGAGGUGGAGAUAAUGAAAGAACUGCUGCUGUGGGCAAUGGCGGAGGAGGACAGGGCCAGGAGGAGGAGCUUCGUGGACCCGGCGGUGAGCAAGAGCUGUUCAGAGGAGUCACUGAGGACCGUCAUGGAGAUCUGCCUGAGGUGCCUGGCAAAGGAGGCGGUGCACCGGCCGUCCGUCGAGGACGUGAUCUGGAACCUCCAGUUCGCCACCCAGGUGCAGGACGACUGGGAGGGCGAGAUCCGGAGCGGCGACGGGUCCCCGGUGUCGUCGUCCCGGACUGCCAGGUCCUCCAGAUUCAGCAGAUAGAGAUAUAGAUGAUAAUAAACCAGCAGUUUCUCCCGUCCAAAUCGUCCAGCUCCCAGGAGGAUGGAUGAACAUGCCGCUGCCGGUGAUGAGAGUUGUCCUCCAGGAUGUGCAGAAAAGGAGGCUCCAACUGCUCCGGUUGUUUUCCCUCUGUCAGUGUAGAGCUUUUUUUCUUCCUCUGCUGUGUUUCUCUAUGAAGCCUUGAUCCCAGAAGCAAAUUUUCCUUUGUUUCAUCUCUAUGUGUAAUAAUGUUGGGCAAGCAUCAUUCUGUCAAAAGCAAAGUUCUGCUUCUACCGAGGAAUAAAGAAUAACUUUCAUCAGUAUAAAAA